This is a messenger RNA of Eufriesea mexicana, 432 nucleotides long. RefSeq names its product zinc finger protein 57-like. The coding region runs from base 10 to 369 and encodes 119 amino acids. Lineage: Eukaryota; Metazoa; Arthropoda; Insecta; Hymenoptera; Apidae. The transcript has a single exon. The record is from RefSeq and is a predicted model, not a curated record.
UUGGCGUCGAUGCUGCUGUCGCAGGACGUGCAGCAACCGCAGGACAAUAGCGAAGCAUUGUGGAGUCAGUUACCGUACCCCGGCUUGCCUUACGAACCGAACAGAGCUGAGAGACGAAAAGAUUCAAAGGAUACCGAUUCCAAGUACGCUUGCAACAGGUGCGGGAAAACUUACAAGGCCACCACGUCACUGAGUCGUCACAAGCGACUCGAGUGCGGCGUCGUGCCUUGCGAAGUUUGCCCCAUAUGCGAUCGAAGAUUCAAGCACAGAUUCGUCUUGAACUCGCACAUCGUUGGAUGCCAGAGAAAACUGCGGCACAUUAUCCAGAAAAGCGGUGACUCGCCGGUAUUCAACGAAGAACGAGAGUAACCGUUCCACGGACCGACGUCUUUCCAAAUUCGGCAAACGUCCCAGCAUUUUCAUUCGCCAACG